Molecule: messenger RNA, 402 nt
Organism: Chanos chanos (milkfish)
Lineage: Eukaryota; Metazoa; Chordata; Actinopteri; Gonorynchiformes; Chanidae
Gene: tafa4b
Product: TAFA chemokine like family member 4b
Exons: 4
Coding region: 1-402 (133 amino acids)
Molecular function (GO): receptor ligand activity
Source: RefSeq, a predicted model, not a curated record
AUGAAGCUGAGAGCCAGGUCAACGUGGCAGGUCACCCUCUUGAUUGCCGUGGUGAUGUUCUGCUGGUGCCCAGUGUCCGCUGGCAACCGUAACCUACGGGGACAGACAGCCUCAUACCAGGUGAAACAGGGUACUUGUGAGGUGGUGGCUAUUCAUCGUUGCUGUAAUAAGAAUAAAAUUGAGGAACGCUCUCAAACUGUCAAGUGCUCCUGCUUCCCAGGUCAGGUCGCCGGGACAACCCGCGCCCAGCCAUCCUGUGUGGAAGCCUCCAUUGUACUGCAGAAAUGGUGGUGUCAGAUGCACCCCUGCCUGGACGGAGAGGAGUGUAAAGUGCUUCCCGACCUAACUGGUUGGUCCUGUAGCACUGGGAACAAAGUCAAAACCACCAAGGUCACACGAUAG